This is a messenger RNA of Gopherus flavomarginatus (Mexican gopher tortoise), 5044 nucleotides long. RefSeq names its product kelch like family member 38 (gene KLHL38). Lineage: Eukaryota; Metazoa; Chordata; Testudines; Testudinidae. Gene Ontology annotation, molecular function: protein binding. The record is from RefSeq and is a predicted model, not a curated record.
UCACAAAGCUCCAGAAAGCAGCGAAAGUGCCUUCAGAAUAAACAAAUCCAGAAAUGACCCUCUAUGAAUCACUUACCAACAGAAAGAAACAUCUUGAGGGUAUUUAGUUUUUGCUCAUGUACUAGCUAUGGAAAAUCUCAGCAGAGACUAAAGGACACCAAGUGAGUGAAUGCAGUGAAGGACAACAUAAGCCCAAUAUUCCUCUCUCACACAUUUUGCUAUGGAGGAAGAAUCUGCAAAGGACCUUCUCUUCAAAGACCAGGACUUCUCCUCCGAACUAUUGAGGCAGCUCAACGUUUUAAGGCAAAACGGGAUGUUGACUGAUGUUACUCUCUGCAGUAGCGAGUUUGAAAUCCCUUGCCACAGGAAUGUGCUGGCUGCAAGCAGUCCUUACUUCAAGGCAAUGUUCUGUAACAGCUUUAAAGAGAGUUGCCAGGCAAAAGUCGACUUGAAAGGCAUUGACUCCAAUAUUUUGUAUCAGAUUGUCCUUUAUGUUUACACAGGAGAGAUUCUUAUAACACCCGAGAACGUCUUGUACUUAAUGGAGGCCACUUCCAUGUUACAGUACAUUAAAUUGUUCCAGGCCUGCUCCUUGUACCUCCAGGACCAGCUGACUCCUGAGAAUUGCCUUAGCAUGAUAAGGCUUUCUGAAAUCUUGAACUGCCAGAAUCUCAAUAAGAAAGCCAAGGAGAUGGCUCUGAAAUACUUUCCUGAAGUAGCCUCUUCUGAAGACCUGAAGGAGCUUUGUGCACUAGUUGAUUACCUUGGGGAUGAUGAGCUCUGUGGUGAGGAGGAACAAGUGUUCGAGACACUCAUGGUCUGGAUCCGGCAUGAUCUCCAGGCGCGACAGGGCUAUAUCCAAGAUUUGUUCAAAAAGGUCCGGCUUCAAUACGUCCACCCAACCUUCCUUUUCCACUUCAUUGCCAAUGACUCCCUCAUUCAGUCUUCACCUGCUUGUAGAAGCAUCCUGGAAUCAGCCAGGAGACAGAUGUUUUCAUUAUACAGCACCAGCACUCCUGAUAUCAAACCCAUGUGGCAUGUUCCCCGCAGAUAUUCGUACCAAGAGUUCCUCAUAAUCAUUGGUGGCAGGAAGGACAACCAGACCACAACUAGGGACGUCCUGCUAUAUGACGAGAAGACCAACCAGUGGCUGAGCCUCGCCAAGCAUCCUAUGCGCCUUUACAAAGCCUCUGCAGUGAGCUUGCAUAGCAAUAUCUAUGUGCUAGGAGGGAUGCCUGUUAGCUGUGGGAAAAGUCCAGUCAGUGAUAAUGUUUAUAUUUUCUCCCUCAAGCUAAAUCAGUGGAGGUUAGUUGAACCCAUGCUGGUUCCACGCUAUUCUCACAGGAGCAUAGCCUAUAAGAACUACAUUUUCUCAAUUGGAGGAAUUGGAGAGAACCAGGAAAUUCUGAAUUCCAUGGAGAGGUACGACAGCAUUUAUAACGUCUGGGAGAACAUGGCAAACAUGCCCGUUGCUGUCCUUCACCCUGCUGUUGCAGCUAAAGACCAAAGAAUUUAUCUCUUUGGAGGGGAAGACAUUAUGCAAAACCCUGUCCGUCUAAUACAGGUUUACCACAUAUCCAGGAACAUGUGGUUUAGAAUGGAGACCAGAAUGGUGAAGAAUGUUUGUGCACCAGCAGUGGUGAUUGGAGACCGGAUUAUCAUUGUUGGAGGGUACACCCGGAGAAUAAUCGCCUACGAUACUCAGGCCAACAAGUUUGUUAAGUGUGCAGACAUGAAGGACAGACGGAUGCAUCACGGAGCUGCUGUGGUCAAAAACAAGCUAUAUGUUACCGGAGGGCGCUGUCUGACUGCAGACAAUACAAUCCAAGACUCUGAUUCAUUGGACUGCUAUGAUCCUGAGACUGACACAUGGACUUCGAAGGGGAAACUCCCACACAAACUCUUUGACCACGGAUGCCUUGCUCUUCAGUGCGUUCCCUAUUCCAACCUCCUGUAAAGGAAUCUUGUGUUACUCUGGCCCAAAGGGCCCAACUUGCUGGGUAUGGUGCAUAUGGAAAGUACUAGCAACUGUCCCAAUCAUCUGCCAGUGAAGCAACCAAAGGAAGCAGUCAUCUCUAGGGUGCUGUGUGCAAAAGGCCAUGAAUUCUCAGAUCUAUAUGUACAUACUGCAGCAAUAUGGGAUGUAAUUUGCUGUAAAAUCCCAGAGUACAUACUGUAUUGCCAACAGCCCCACCCUGAGCUCCCUACUCAGAUUUUACUCAAGCAAUUGGAGUAAAAACUUGGCAAGAGCCUCAGGAUUUCACAGAGUGUAACGUGUUUUGGAAGACAGAUAGAAAUGCUGAAGUCUCAGGGGAAAUAUGUCACAACAAAGUUGCUAACGUAUUUAUAACACUGCCCUCUACUUGAAAGACCCUUCUACUGUGUGUCAUAGCCUGGUUACUAACAGAAUUUCUCCUUUAGUUCACAUGGGAAUAGGAGGAUCUGAGUUCUAUCCCCCCCCCCCCAACUCACCACGAAGUUCUGAGUAGCCAUGUGAUGCUAUAUAUCCAUGGAUUUGCUACAAUACUCAUCUAGUAACAGGGAAAACCUUUCUGCCAUCAGUUAAUGCUACAACAACGGCAUUGAAAAAUGAACAGGUUAUACAGGAAGAUAGGGAAUAAAUGACUACAUUUAAUGUUCCACAUCACAAAUGAGAGAGGAACAAAACCCCAAUCCUCGACUCUGAACCCUUUCAAAUGUUGGUGAGAUGGAGAUUUGAAACCCCAGAGCUGACCACUGUCCUGGUGACUGGAGGAAAGUGGGUCAAGAUCUCUUUAAGAAUUUUCUCUUCUAUCUUCUCCUUUAAGGAACAAGAGAGGGUUGCCAAACAUCCAGGAGAUUUUAAUAGUAUAUUUUAAGAAAAUGACAUUAUGUCAUGUUGGAGGGAAAUAUCUCCUGGAAUAGCUUCAGUCAGAGUUGGCAACCCUAAAAAAGAGGAAGGAAAUGAAGAGAGGGGCACAAAGAGGCCAAAAGUUGUCUACUUGUUUCUUCUUUUUGGAGAGGAGAAGAGAAAGUUUCCAGUCCUCUCUCUAUAUCAGGGAUUACAAUGAAGUCAGACAUAGAGGUUGGCUAGGAAGCUGCUAAACCAUGGGAACUCCUGUACAGCUGGAAAAACGGCGGUAAUGCAUGCAGGACAAUGGAUCCAGAAGAGAAGAUAUCUUUGCAGGGAGCGAGAAAUAAACUGCUACUCUCUUCCCCUUGCAAAAACUAAAACAAAAACUACCAGCUGAUAGUGAAGAUGUCCUGGACUGUCAGACCAGUCUCCAUAGACUGUUGAGACAGUGAGGGGUUUUCAUGGCAGUUGGUGAUCAGCAUCUAGGGAAAGGAUGUCCGAAACUGAAUACUGUUCUCAUUGUAACAAAGCCUUUACAGGAGUGCAGACGAGUAUGAGGAACUGAUGGGCUAAUGGAAAGUAGUUGAAUCAGAAGGGGAAUUACAUUUCAAGUGUCUAGUUUUAAUGCCGCAACAGAAAAUUGUUCCCUAUAAAGCAAAUUGUGAUGUGAUUUUGCUACUUGUGUUUUUUGCCAGCUCUUUCCUUCUGGGAAUCUGAGUAAACCUACAAAAGAGGAUGGGCUUGAACACAGGCUCCACCCUUCAGCUCCUAAACUUUCCACCAAGGGGCUACCAAGUCCACAUUUUCCCCAUGGAAUUUGGCUACUCGUGAAUGCCAGUUGUGGUAUUCUUUGAGCAGGCAGAGGUUGUGGAACGUCCCAAAAUAACGCAACCCACAACUACUCAAAAAAUACCACAACUGGCAUUCACAACACAAGUAGCCCAUGUGCCCCCCUGCAAAUGCCACAUGUGGGGCGGAGGCAGACCCGGUCCUCCCUUCAUGUUCUGGAUGCUGAACUCUCUCCACACCCCAAUUGGUCCCUCCUCUUCAUCUGCAGCUGGUGGAUCCCACCUGCCCUGGCCUGGCCUGCCAGGUAAGCAGAGCUGCCAAGUGACUCUCAGCCACCCGCCUGCCCCACUGCAGGGCCUCAGAGCCUGGCCAAGAGGGGUAACAAGACCAGGCCCUGGCUCCCUGCCCUGGGAAAGGAGAGAGACCCGUAGGGAGGCUGACUGACAGGCUGGCGCUGCAUCUCAGGCCUGUGCCACUCACCCUGCCACCGUGACAGAGUGCAACACUGCCCCCAAACUUGAGCGUGAGACCACAGGUACCUUUUUCUGCACCUCUCAUAUACCCCUACCAGUUCACACACACACCCAGCCUGCAUCCCCCUAAAUACCCCUCCUAGUACACCUUCCAGCAGCUCCAGAUACCCCCUACAGUAACCCCCAUAUACCCCUCCCAGUACAGACACACCCAUCCAGCAUCCCUCAACUAUCCCUCCCAGUACACCCUCCAGCACCCCCAUAUACCUCCUCCAGCACCCCCAUAUACCCCUCCCAGUACACACACAUCAAUCCCCCACACACCCCAAAUACUCCCUCCCAGUACACACAUACACCCCUCCAGCACUCCAAAUACCCCCUCCACCACCACCCCAAUACUCCCUCCCAGUAUACAUACACCUCUCCAGCACCCCCCAGUAUUUCCUCCCAGUACACAUGCACCCCUCCAAAUACCCCUUCCAGCACUCCCCAGAUGGCCCACCAAUACACACAUGCCUCUCUAGUAACACCCCAAAUACUCCCUCCCAGUACACACACCCCUCCAGCAUCCUACAAACACCCCUCCCAGUACACACACACCCUCCAGCAACCCCAAAUGCCCCCCCGAGUACACACACACACCUACAGCGUCCCUCCCAACACUCCUUCCAGCACUCCCCAAAUACCCCCUCCCAUGAUGUGCACACCCUUCCAGCACCUACCAGCAUUGAGGGUUUGAUUUUGAAUUUGAUUGUCAUCUCAUAGCUUUGUUGCUGAUGUGGACGAACCCCUGCUGGGGCUUGUAGCUUUUUUUAAAAAUCAAAUCUGUACUAGGUAACUAAUGAAAACUUUUGUUUGUUAUUUGAUGUAUAGACUAACGUGUUAAUAAAAAAAUAACUUUCUUUCAAUAAAAUUUAUUGGGUUACUUUUGGGCUAGUUUUUAAGUGAU